AAGGGGAAAAAAAAAGGGAAAAAGAUUAAAUAUAGAUAAGUCAGCCAGUCAUGGUCGCCUCGUCGCCGCCUGGACCUAAAGCGAGAAAAGCUUGUGGAUCAAUGGACAAAACACCUUGAAGCCCUAGAUUCGUUCCCCAAAUUCAAUCUCUCCCUCGGGGAUUUUUGGUCUCUGAGGAACCAGGAAAAUAAAGAAAGAAAAAGCUUUUCGACCGGCAGAGGAAUCGAUCGACCUUUGCACCGGAGUUGCAGAUCUCCGUAGAUCUGACUCAAAAGGUAAAAACUGCAUCGUGCAUAUAUUUGAUGGAUGAUGACUGUUCAGAUGGAUAGCUUGGCUGCUCCUUCAUCACGGGAGCUUGUCCAACGUCUUUACAAGAAGUUCUGUUGACAGCUUGUUGAGUUUCACCUUUGGCAGCUUCAGGUUAACUUCAUCUUGACCAUUGAAAAUACAAGGAUAGAGGCUGUGACAUGGUGAGCCAGAACUUGACAUGUGGCUAAUUGGGGGUGGGAUCUCCCAUAUGAUGGUCAGUUUGACCAAAGAUGACCUCCAUGUGGGUCAAAAAGGCCUGACCAUGUUCCCUUGCAGGAAGUCUUUGCCCUGUCAUCAUCAUCAGCAUGUUGUUUUGUUGGAGUUACCUUACGUCAAUUAUUUGCUAAUCAUUUAGAAAGAAAAAUUUCAGAUGAAGCACAAUGUAGCAUGGUCAACAUUGAUGGUGAUGCAGCGGGCCUCAGUAUUCUUGGAUUUCAUUGCUAAUAUUGAGUUGGAGAAUAAGCACCGGAAGUCGGUGCAGGCAAGAAUUCCUUCAGAUCCCAAUGCAUGGCAACAUAUGCGUGAGAACUAUGAAGCAAUAAUUCUUGAGGAUCAUGCUUUUUCUGAACAACAUGAUAUAGAGUAUGCACUAUGGCAGUUGCAUUACAGGAGAAUUGAGGAGCUGAGAGCCCAUUUCAGUGCUGCUUUAGCUUCUACAGGGUUGACUACUUCUCCAGGUGUGAAAGGUCCCGCUCGUCCUGACCGUAUUGCUAAAAUCCGUUCUCAGUUUAAAACCUUUCUUUCAGAAGCAACCGGAUUUUAUCAUGACCUAAUAUUGAAAAUUAGAGCAAAAUAUGGUUUGCCUCUGGGUAAUUUCUCUGAUGAUCCGGAGAAUCAAACCAUUAUGGCAAAGGAUGCAAAGAAGUCUGCUGAGAUGAAAAAAGGCUUUCUGUCCUGUCAUCGCUGUCUGAUAUAUUUGGGUGACCUUGCACGCUACAAAGGAUUAUAUGGAGAGGGUGAUUCCAAAACUCGUGAUUAUGCAGCUGCUUCAAGUUACUAUAUGCAAGCUGCCUCACUGUGGCCUUCGAGUGGCAACCCCCAUCAUCAGCUUGCAAUACUGGCUUCUUAUUCUGGAGAAGAACUGGUGGCAAUUUACCGGUACUUUAGGAGUCUGGCAGUGGAUAGUCCUUUUACUACUGCAAGGGACAACUUGAUUAUUGCAUUUGAGAAGAACCGUCAGAGCUACUCACAGCUACCUGGGGACACACAGAAUUCUGUCAAGGUUGUCCCAUUGCGAAUGACUGGGAAAGGAAGAGGAAAAGGGGAAGGAAAGGUUUUAUUGAAAGAUACUAAACCUGAAGUCACUUCCAAAAAGGAGAUAACAGCUACCAUACAGGAGACUUUUAAAGCAUUCUCCAUUCGAUUUGUCCGUCUAAAUGGCAUUCUUUUCACACGGACUAGCUUGGAGACCUUUGGAGAAGUCUUCUCUUCAGUCACCAGUGAUCUGCAUGAACUUCUUUCUUCUGGGCCAGAAGAGGAGCUAAAUUUUGGUUCAGAUGCUGUUGAAAAUGGUCUUGUCAUUGUUAGGCUUGUAGCGAUUCUUAUAUUCACAGUACAUAAUGUAAAUAGGGAUCUUGAAGGGCAAUCAUAUGCUGAGAUAUUACAGCGUUCAUUUCUACUUCAGAAUGCAUUCACUGCUGCAUUUGAGUUUAUGGGACACAUCCUAAAGAGAUGCAUACAGUUGCAGGAUCCUUCAUCAAGUUAUCUUCUACCUGGUAUUUUGGUUUUUGUUGAAUGGUUAGCUUGUCGACCAGAUAUUGCAGCUGGCAAUGACCCCGAGGAAAAGCAAGCCGCUGCUAGAUCACUCUUUUGGAAAGAGUGCAUAGCCUUCCUAAACAAGCUAAUGUCAAACAGAUUAUUCUUUGUUGAUGAUGACAAAGAUGAGACUUGUUUUUUCAACAUGAGCAGGUAUGAGGAAGGGGAAACUGGCAACCGACUUGCAUUGUGGGAAGAUUUUGAGUUAAGGGGGUUCUUGCCUAUUGUUCCGGCACAGCUAAUAUUGGAUUUCUCGAGAAAUCAUUCCAUUGGCAGUGAUGGUGGGAACAAAGAGAAAAAAGCUCGUGUACAAAGAAUUAUAGCUGCAGGAAGGGCCCUUGCAAAUGUAGUACGGAUUGAUCAUCAAGGAAUUUAUUUUGACCAGAAGCUGAAGAAAUUUGCUAUUGGUGUUGAGCCUCAAAUGUCUGAAGAUUUCAUUCUCUCUAGUUCAGAUAUAACCAUGUCAAAUGAAAUGACACCAGAUACUACUGUGGAUAAGAAAUUGAAUUUGGGUAUUGUGCACUCAAAAGCACAAUAUGUGGAAGGAGACGAAGAGGAUGAAGUGAUUGUGUUUAAGCCAACGGUUGCUGAGAAACCUGCCAGCAUGGUUGCUCCAAAGUGGCCCUUGUAUGAGAUCCUUGAGCCUACUGAAAAUGCUUCGAGAGGUGAAUGGAAUAGUUAUAUGGGUACUAUUUCGGCUCCUCUUAAUAAUCUUUCAUUACAGAGUGCUUUGGAAGCCAGUGCUCAACCAUCUGCUUCUUUUGCUAAUAUUGUCCCUCAGCAUCCGCAACCAAUUAAUAUUAGUGCUUCAAAAUGGCUUGCAGAAGAACAAGAUUCUCUUGCUAAUGGGAUUAUGAAUCUCAGCUUCGCUGGCAAUGGGACAUUUCCCAAACCUGACAUGCAGGGUGCCUUUGGUGUUGUACAGUCUCAUGCGCCUUCAUUUACUCUUCCUCCUGUGAAUGCAACUGAUGGAAGUAUGUUAUCAGGUGCAAUAAAAGCCCCUGAGGCUGAGAUACCAUCAAAAUUCGAUUCAAUCAUGUCUUCAGGAGCAACUGCUGAUAGUCUAAUGGUGAAGCCAUCGUCAGCCUUGCCACCAAAUUCAAGGAAGAGCCCAGUGAGUCGACCAGUUAGGCACUUUGGGCCUCCACCAGGUUUUAGUCCUUUUCCUCCCAAGCAUUUUGAUGAACCCAUGGCUGGUUCAGAUUUGAAGAAUGAGAAUUUACCAAUGGAUGAUUAUAGCUGGUUGGAUGGAUAUCAGUUGUCAUCUACGGCCAAAAGCAUUACACAGAACUCUAUGAAUCACAUGACAAAUUUGACCCCACAUCUCAUGAGCAGCAGUGCCUUGACUGGGGCAAUCAACUUCCCUUUUCCUGGAAAGCAAGCUCCUAAUGUGCAGGUGCAAGUGGAAAAUCAGAAAAGCUGGCAGGAGUACCAGCUUCAGGAGCAAAUGAAACUAUACCAGGGACAGCAGCUUCAGCAUGGGAAUCAGCAAUUUACUCCGCUGCCGGAGCAAUAUCAGGGACAGUCUUUAUGGGCUGGUCGUUUCUUUGUGUGAGGUCUUUGUCAGAGCAUAGAUGGUUGCCAAGAAUCUGUUAUGGUGAUUGCCCUGCAGCCUGGUGCACCUGAAUUCGGCCUCCACCUUUCCUGGAGCCCUUUCAAUGUUAAUUUCUGUUGGAACUUGGAUGGUCUUGGAGUGCAGCGGGCACCUGCUUCUGAUACAGCAUGUGCCAUGCUUUCCAGACCGGAGAAACCCAGAUUGUGAAAGGGAUAAUAAUGAUUGGAUAUUCCUAAGAGUAAGUAAAUGCCUUGUCAAUGGGUUGGAAAUUCAUAAUGUUCAUCAACAUCUUGGACGGGUUUGGUGCCUUACGUGCCAGGAAGUGUGGUGAAGUGGGGAAUUACAUGCUAUUCUACUAAGCUGUGGAACUGGUCUUGCUGUUGGAGCAAUGGUAAUUAGUCAUUGUCAUCAUCACUUUCAGCAGCGAUAGUAGGUGGCUGAUAUCAAGUUAGAUACCGUAUAGGGUUAUUAGAGCUACCUGCCUGCCUGCCUGCCUUUGAGAGGAGCAUCAAGCGCUUGAUAUUGCUGGGAAGGGGGUUUGGUUUUGGAGAAGUCCAAUGGGACAGCGUAUGAUAAGUAAUGAACUAAAGCAUAUAGGUAAGUACUACUGCGUUAUAGUUGGUGAUGUUGCUGGCUUUCUGGAUGAAGUACUACUGUCCAUUGUUUUCCAAGUCCAAUAACUCGAUGGUAGUUGAAACAGUUGGCUUUCAUUUCAGUUUGAUUUAGAUGGAUUUGGAGCUUAUGUUAAUACCUUGAUCUAAAUACUUAUGGUCUGGAAUAUUCAGAGUGCCAUCUUUAAUUCUUUUAUGAUUUCUCAGAUCA
Macadamia integrifolia is the source of this 4441-nucleotide messenger RNA. RefSeq names its product protein SMG7. Gene Ontology annotation, molecular function: protein binding; telomeric repeat DNA binding; telomerase RNA binding. Lineage: Eukaryota; Viridiplantae; Streptophyta; Magnoliopsida; Proteales; Proteaceae. The coding region runs from base 680 to 3619 and encodes 979 amino acids. Gene Ontology annotation, biological process: nuclear-transcribed mRNA catabolic process, nonsense-mediated decay. The transcript is spliced from 9 exons. The record is from RefSeq and is a predicted model, not a curated record. Gene Ontology annotation, cellular component: telomerase holoenzyme complex.